This is a messenger RNA of Nicotiana tabacum (common tobacco), 1177 nucleotides long. Its product is annotated as soluble inorganic pyrophosphatase 6, chloroplastic-like. Gene Ontology annotation, biological process: phosphate-containing compound metabolic process. The record is from RefSeq and is a predicted model, not a curated record. Gene Ontology annotation, cellular component: cytoplasm. NCBI's taxonomy places the organism in Eukaryota, Viridiplantae, Streptophyta, Magnoliopsida, Solanales, Solanaceae. Gene Ontology annotation, molecular function: magnesium ion binding; inorganic diphosphate phosphatase activity.
CGGUUGCAGUUAAAUCAGUGAUAACAGCAGCUGCUAUUGUUUUUUCAGUUCUCCAUUUCUCUAUUAAACAGCAGCAAAGGCAACAAUGGCGGCUGCAAGAGUAAUGGUAUCAGCAAACAACACUCUAACAACUUCUCUUAUAUCCAAAAUUCCUCUCCAAAAGCCCAAUAGUUUCAACCUUUGUUUUCGCAAUGGACCUGCUGCUGCACACAGGAGCCGACUUUUCACUUGCACUGCUAUUUAUAAUCCUCAGAUUCAAAUCAAAGAACAAGGCCAGCCCGAAACUUUAGAUUAUCGUGUCUUUUUCGUUGACGAUUCAGGCAAAAAGGUGUCCCCUUGGCAUGACAUACCACUGCAUUUAGGUGAUGGUGUUUUCAAUUUUAUUGCUGAAAUUCCUAAAGAAUCGAGUGCAAAGAUGGAAGUUGCUACAGAUGAGCUGUACACACCAAUUAAACAAGACACAAAGAAGGGGAAACUUAGAUACUACCCAUAUAAUAUUCAUUGGAACUAUGGAUUGCUUCCUCAAACCUGGGAAGACCCUUCAUUUGCAAAUGCUGAAGUUGAGGGGGCAUUUGGAGAUAAUGACCCUGUUGAUGUUGUCGAGAUUGGGGAAAGCCGUGCUAAAAUUCGCCAGGUCUUGAAGGUCAAACCUUUAGCUGCUUUGGCAAUGAUUGAUGAAGGAGAACUUGACUGGAAAAUAGUUGCUAUUUCCCUAGAUGAUCCCCGAGCGUCACUUGUCAAUGAUAUUGAUGAUGUGGAGAAACAUUUUCCGGGCACUCUGACAGCUAUCAGAGACUGGUUUAGAGACUAUAAGAUUCCUGACGGAAAGCCUGCUAACAAGUUUGGACUUGGAAACAAGCCAGCUAACAAGGAUUAUUCCCUUAAGAUUAUUACGGAAACCAACGAGUCUUGGGCAAAGCUUGUUAAGAGAUCUAUCCCUGCUGGUGACCUUUCACUUGUGUAGAUGCGGAUUGAUAAAGCUUGAACAGAGAGUUUUUUUGCUGUAAACUGAACUGGAUGUUGAAACCCUUGUAAUUCUUUUACUCUGUCCUCAUGUGUGAGGUGGAAAUGAGUUCAUAAGAUUCACUCAGUAUAAAAAGAUACUGAUUUUUCAUCUGUACGUAUCUCUGCACGAAUUUGAUUUUUAAAGCUAUAUGAGGAAAAAGAUUCAGAUAUA